CACAGUACGCUGGGGCGGCGAUGUAUUUAUACGUAGUUUCUCGCAGUACGGUUUGAGACACGGUUCGUUAACGUCUUCGACCGUGGACGGUCCGGUUCCUUCUUUUGCCACUCUCAUUCUUAUUCUUAUUCAAAAUUUUUGUCAUUUUUUUUUUUUUCGAAUUUCUCAUUUUUUUCCAUCUCCGUCGCCAAAUUCAUCCCCUCGAAUAUUAAUCAUCGAACCGUCGUUCCACGAGGUACGCGAAAAUAAAUACGAAACCACCACCUCCGAUUGAGAACCGGACGAAAAGCGACCGAGGGACGGUAGAAAACGAGCGGAGCGAAUCUGGACCGUACUCGUGAAUUUGCGAAGGGAGGUGAAAAUUAAUCGAAGAGGAUUCGGCGAAGAUGUAUUCGGUGGGAAGAGCGUCGUCGGCGCUGUCGAGGCAUCGCGUUAUACUUCAGAGCUGGAACGUGGCUAACAAUAAAAAGAAUUUUGCCACAGACGUCGAAUACAAACCAAUCAGAAGCGUUCUCGUUGCUAACAGAGGUGAAAUCGCCAUAAGAGUUUUCCGAGCAUGCAACGAACUCGGCAUACGUUCGGUGGCGAUAUACUCCGAGCAGGACAAGAUGCACAUGCACCGGCAGAAGGCCGACGAGGGCUACAUGGUGGGACGGGGUCUGCCGCCGGUGCAGGCGUACCUAAACAUCCCCGAGAUAAUACGUGUCGCAAAGGAGAACGACGUAGACGCCAUCCACCCGGGGUACGGAUUCCUCUCCGAAAGAUCGGAUUUCGCUCAGGCCGUUACCGACGCGGGUAUAAGGUUCAUAGGGCCCAGUCCGAAGGUCGUCCAACAAAUGGGCGACAAGGUCGCCGCGAGAAAAGCGGCAAUCGAAGCCGGAGUCCCGAUAGUCCCGGGGACCGACGGUCCCGUGACGACGGCCGACGAGGCUCAAGAGUUUUGCAACAAGCACGGGCUACCCGUGAUAUUCAAAGCUGCCUACGGAGGAGGCGGCAGAGGGAUGAGGGUGGUCAAGCAGAUGGAGGAGGUGCGCGAGAUGUUCCAGCGCGCCUCUUCCGAGGCGGAGGCGGCAUUCGGCAACGGGGCGAUGUUCAUAGAAAAGUUCAUCGAAAGACCGAGGCACAUAGAAGUCCAGCUGCUCGGUGAUCACGCCGGUAACGUGGUGCACCUCUACGAAAGGGACUGCUCGGUGCAGAGGCGGCAUCAGAAGGUGGUCGAAAUCGCGCCGGCGCCUUCGUUGGACCCGAAGGUCCGCGACAAGAUGACGGAGCACGCGGUGAGGCUGGCUAAGCACGUCGGCUACGCGAACGCGGGUACGGUGGAGUUCCUCGCCGACGAGUCCGGCAAUUUCUACUUCAUCGAGGUGAACGCCCGGCUGCAGGUGGAGCACACCGUCACCGAGGAGAUCACGGGGAUCGACCUCGUCCAGUCGCAGAUCCACAUUGCGGAGGGCAUGACCCUGCCCGAACUUGGCAUGACGCAGGAGAAGAUCAGGCCCCAAGGUUACGCGAUCCAGUGUCGGGUGACCACCGAAGAUCCCGCCAAAGGUUUCCAACCGGACACCGGAAGGAUCGAGGUCUUCCGUUCCGGAGAGGGGAUGGGCAUCCGUCUGGACGGCGCUUCGGCGUUCGCCGGGGCGAUAAUAUCACCCUACUACGAUUCUCUUCUGGUCAAGGUAAUAGCCCAUUCCGGAGACUUGCAAUCCUCCUGCGCGAAGAUGAACCGAGCUCUGAGGGAGUUCAGAGUGCGAGGUGUCAAAACGAACAUUCCAUUUUUGCUCAACGUAUUGGAGAAUCAGAAGUUCUUGAACGGAAACGUGGACACUUAUUUCAUCGACGAGAAUCCGCAGCUAUUCCAGUUCCAACCGAGUCAGAACCGAGCGCAAAAGUUAUUGAACUAUUUGGGUACGGUUUUGGUGAACGGGCCCAGCACUCCGUUGGCAACGUCUCUGAAACCAGCUGAGAUAAAACCGCACGUACCCGAAAUAGCGAGAGACUUUGCUAAGCUUGCCGCAGCCGAAGAGAGCGGAGAUCCAGACGCACCAGGAAUACUGGAGCCCCCCCAGGGACUGCGGAAGGUCCUGAAGGAGCAGGGACCCGAGGCGUUCGCCAAGGCGGUGCGCGCCGACAAACGUCUGUUGCUGAUGGACACGACGUUCCGUGACGCGCACCAGUCCCUCCUGGCAACGAGGAUCAGGUCCCACGAUCUGCUGCUGAUAUCGCCGUACGUGGCUAACAAGUUCAGCGGUCUCUACGCCCUGGAGAAUUGGGGGGGCGCGACCUUCGACGUCGCCCUUAGGUUCCUACACGAGUGCCCUUGGGAACGGCUGGAGGACAUGCGCAAGGCCAUACCGAACAUACCCUUCCAGAUGUUGCUCAGAGGAGCCAACGCGGUCGGUUACACCAACUACCCGGACAACGUGGUCUUCAAGUUUUGCGAACUCGCCGUGCAGUCGGGAAUGGACAUAUUCAGGGUGUUCGACUCCCUCAACUACCUGCCCAACCUGAUCCUGGGCAUGGAGGCCGCCGGCAAGGCCGGGGGGGUCGUAGAGGCGGCGAUAUCCUACACGGGUGACGUCAGCGACCCAACACGCACCAAGUACGACCUGAAGUACUACACGAAAUUGGCCGACGAACUCGUCAAGGCCGGUACUCACGUACUCUCCAUCAAGGACAUGGCCGGUCUCCUGAAGCCGAAGGCGGCCAGCAUCCUCAUAGACGCCAUCAGGCAGAGGCAACCCGACGUUCCCAUCCACAUCCACACCCACGAUACGGCCGGCGCCGGCGUAGCCGCGAUGUUGGCCUGCGCCGAGGCUGGCGCCGACGUAGUCGACGUGGCCGUCGACAGCAUGUCCGGCAUGACCAGUCAACCUUCGAUGGGGGCAGUGGUAGCUUCGUUGCAAGGAACGCCUUUGGACACCGGUUUCCAACUGACUGACAUAUCGGAGUACUCCGCUUACUGGGAACAGACGAGAACAUUGUACGCGCCUUUCGAGUGCACCACGACGAUGAAGUCCGGCAACGCCGAUGUUUACUUGAACGAGAUACCCGGCGGACAGUACACCAAUCUACAGUUCCAAGCGUACUCUCUGGGACUCGGCGAGUUCUUCGAGGACGUUAAGAAGGCCUACCGCGAGGCGAACCUCCUCCUCGGCGACAUUAUAAAGGUGACGCCUAGCUCGAAGGUCGUCGGCGACUUCGCCCAGUUCAUGGUACAGAACAAACUCAGCGCCGCCGACGUACUGGAGAAGGCCGAGGAGUUGUCAUUCCCGAAAUCGGUGGUCGAGUUCCUCCAGGGCGCGAUCGGGGAGCCCUACGGAGGAUUCCCGGAGCCUCUGAGAUCCAAGGUGCUGAAGAACAUGCCGCGCAUCGAGGGCAGACCCGGCGAGAGUUUGGCCCCCCUGGAUUUCGGGGCGUUGAAAAAUCAGCUCAAAGAGUCCCACCCCCACGUGUCGGACAAGGACGUAAUGUCGGCGGCAUUGUACCCCCAGGUUACCAACGACUUUCUGACAUUCAGGGAGGAAUUCGGACCGGUGGAUAAACUGGACACGAGGAUAUUCCUGACCGGGCCGAAGGUCGGCGAGGAGUUCGAGGUCACUAUAGAGAAGGGCAAGACCUUGGGUCUGAAGACCCUCGCGAUGGCCGAAGAUCUGACGCCGAACGGGGAGCGGGAGGUAUUCUUCGAAAUGAACGGACAACUGAGGUCCGUCUUCAUCAAGGACAAAGAAGCCGUCAAGGAGUUGCACAUCCACCCGAAAGCGGCUAAGGGUGACAAGAGUCAAGUCGGCGCCCCUAUGCCGGGGACCGUGAUCGACAUCAGGGUCAAGGUUGGGGAUGAGGUGGAGAAGGGCGCGGCCCUGGUAGUUUUAUCGGCGAUGAAAAUGGAGAUGGUGGUGCAAGCCCCGAAGGCCGGUAAAAUCAAAUCGCUCGCUAUAGAUCAAGGUAUGAAACUCGAAGGGGACGAUCUACUGCUCACCAUGGAAUAAUCGUCGAUGAAUGAAGAUCGAGUGUUCGAUGCUGAAACGAUGCAAAAUAAUACACGACGAUAGAACUAUGAUAUAAUACGAGAAAAGACUACGACACCCUAUGAGUUUAAAUGAUAAGUUGCGAAAAAUUAUUCAAUCGAUAUUUACCUACAUACGUCAUUGAAAAAUGGAUGGGUAUGAAAUUUGUUUUUUUUUUUCAUUAGGAUUACGCUGUUUAUUAGCUGUUCAUGUAACUCGCGACCGUUAAUUUGCCAUGGUCGAAAGUAUUUGAAGACCAAUAAUUCGAUUGACAUAGAGAAGAGAAAAAUUAAGCGGGGAACAAAAUAAAAUAUAUAUACAUAUAUUCGUCGAUAUUUGCGAAAGAGAAAGGGAAAAAAAAUCAAAAAAUUCUCGUACUUAAAUGCCAAACUAGUUAACGUAAUUAGCGGCCUUAUAAACAAACGCAUAAUAACGUGUGUGAGAUAUGAUUUGUCUUUUUCAAUGAUUAUUAUCAUUUUGUUUUUUUUUUUUUUGGAUCUUUCGAACCAUUUUUUUCAAUGGUUAAAAACCGAUUCAACAAAACUAAACAUCGCGCACAUUUAGACAAUAGUGUAGACGGUUAUUUAAGAAAAAAAAUAAAAAGAAAUUAAUUAAUAAAUAAUUCACGACGGUGCGUAAUAUAUUUAAAUAAUAUAAUAAAACGUAAUUUAUUGCGAAAGAUAUUCUAAUACUGUAUACGAUCAAUGGUGGUGCGAAAUAGUUGAAAAGUAUGAGAAGAAAACUUGAAAAAUAAAAUAAAAAUAAAAUAAAAUGAAACCAAAAAGCCAUAAAAAAUAAAUAAAUAAAACAUACACGAAUACGUAUAAAUGAGAUUUGAAAAACAACAUCACAUCUUACAAUUAUAUUAUAGAAUGUACGAUAUAAUAUAUUUUCCUGUAAAUAUUAAAAAAAAAAAAAAACGAAAAAUGAAAAAGAACGAAAAAUACGAGUAGAUUCGUAUGAUUAAUUAUUAUUAUUUUUUUUUUUUUUGUUCUUUUAUAACUCAUAGUGAAAAUAUUUCGUGAAGUUCCUAAAGAGAACAAUAACCGAUUCUUUUAAAAAUAAUAAUUAUUCUUCUUUUUAUAUGAAUUUUAUCAUUGUUUCCAUUUGGCAUGAAAUCUGUAUAUUUGUUAGACAGAUGUUGUAACGUUGAUGUUAAUUAUUUGUAAGUAUGGGGCUCGUUGAUUUGUAAAUAACUGUAUCAGGGUUGAUGUGUAAUAUAUACAUAUAUUAUAUACACGACAUAUAUAUAUUAUAAGAUCAUUAAAGUUGAAAAUAUUUUACAAUUAAUUAUCUGAUUGAUUCGAUAUUAUUGUAGUUUAAUUAUACGUUCAACGGUGCGAUAAGUUGUUUAUUCAUUAGUGUCGCAUUGAAUGCAUCCAUGAUUUAUAUUUAUUAGAAGUAGAAAAUAAAAAGGAAUAAAAAAAAGAAAUAAAGGAAUGAGAGAAACAGUUUCGAAUAAAGAAAAAUAUUUCCAUAAUAAA
Messenger RNA from Athalia rosae (coleseed sawfly), 5488 nucleotides. It is a transcript of the gene PCB, whose product is annotated as pyruvate carboxylase, mitochondrial. Gene Ontology annotation, molecular function: metal ion binding; pyruvate carboxylase activity; ATP binding. Gene Ontology annotation, cellular component: cytoplasm. Gene Ontology annotation, biological process: gluconeogenesis; pyruvate metabolic process. The coding region runs from base 387 to 3986 and encodes 1199 amino acids. Lineage: Eukaryota; Metazoa; Arthropoda; Insecta; Hymenoptera; Athaliidae. The record is from RefSeq and is a predicted model, not a curated record. The transcript is spliced from 13 exons.